Molecule: messenger RNA, 1298 nt
Organism: Myripristis murdjan (pinecone soldierfish)
Lineage: Eukaryota; Metazoa; Chordata; Actinopteri; Holocentriformes; Holocentridae
Product: beta-2-glycoprotein 1-like
Exons: 8
Coding region: 129-1187 (352 amino acids)
Source: RefSeq, a predicted model, not a curated record
UUCAUCCUGCCCUUAUCUGUUUACUUUUAGAGGAGCACAAACAGCAGGGAGAGAAGGCACAGCGAUUCAGGAUUUUAACCGUUUUAACAAGAGACCACAGGAAAGGAGAUAUUACAAAUCUACCCAGAAUGGCGCAUAUUCUGGCUUUGCUGCUCCUGUGCCCGUCUGCAUUUUUUGCCCUGCCGAUGUCAGACCAAGACAAUGCAGUCUGUGCUCGGCCAGUCCUUGGGGCCAACAUCAUGGUGUCGGGGCUCCAGAGGUUCUUCAACCCCGGGGCUGAGCUGGUCUUGUCCUGUAAAUCUGGAUAUUCCCCCGUGUCGGGCCCUCGCACCAUCGUCUGCAGUGACAGAGGAGAGUGGACCAAAACCCGCCUGAUGUGCAUACCAAAGAACUGUCCCUACCCAGACCCGCUGGAUAAUGGAGAUAUAUACUAUGAAGACACUGUGUACCAGAGCACAGUCAACUACACCUGCAAUGAGGGGUACAUCCUACAUGGAGCCAGCACUAUUGUAUGCCAAGCCAAUGGAACGUGGAGUGCAUCACUACCAGAGUGCAAGCCUGUGAUGUGUGAUCUUCCUCCUAUCCCAGAAUUUGGGAAGAUCAUCUUUGAUAACAGCAUCAGCGGGAACACCACAAAGUAUGGCAUCAGAGUGACUUACGAGUGCCGGCCUCCAUACGCUCUAGUUGGCAACAAAAGAGGAGAAUGCACCGCCAGCGGCAGCUGGACCGAGCCGCCUGAAUGUCAAAUGGUGUCCUGCCCUCCACCACCACCCAUUGAGAAUGGCUAUAUGUCCAUCAGCUUACAGACAGAAUUUGACUACAUGGAAACAGUCAAGUACGGCUGUAAUGGAAACUAUGUAAUUGAUGGAGGCUACGAGAUUGUGUGCCAAGAGACGGGAGAAUGGUCCUUACAGCCAGCCUGCAUGGCCCCCUGCACGGUUGGCAUAAGAAAAGGACGGAUAUUAUACAAGGGAAGGAAAAUCUGGAUUGAAGACCUGAACUCGAAAGUCCUUCACAAAGAGAUUGUCUCGGUCUACUGCAUGGACAAGGUCAGGAAAUGUGGCUACGCAGUGCCAGCCCAGUGCCUCAAUGGACAACUCAAGAUACCAGAAUGCUUUGAAGAGCCCAGUAGUUUGGAUUACAACAUUCAUCAGCGCUCUCUCCCAUCUGAAAUCCAACAGUGCUGAAAACAACAUUGGUUUCCAUCUCCGUUAAAUGAUGACUGUAAUCAACGACAAGAUCAACUUUGUUUUCUGAUUUCUGAAAUUAAAGAAAAUGAUCUGACUCAAGUUGUCUUC